Molecule: messenger RNA, 1278 nt
Organism: Megalops cyprinoides (Indo-Pacific tarpon)
Lineage: Eukaryota; Metazoa; Chordata; Actinopteri; Elopiformes; Megalopidae
Exons: 8
Coding region: 234-1058 (274 amino acids)
Biological process (GO): biosynthetic process
Source: RefSeq, a predicted model, not a curated record
AGAGACCAAGGUGGUUGUCAUACACGCGUGUAGAAGUUGUUUAAAACAGCUAAAGUUUUUGAAAUCAUUAGAAAUUUGAAACACGACAUAACGUGGUAAUACUUCGUUAGUUGGUGAAACGCGCUGACGUCAAAUCGACGAAGCAUUUAAUGAUAAUUUGCCAUACUGAUUUUUCGUAACAGAUAGCAAGCUAGCUGCCUAGUUAGCUUAAUGUUAUUCUGCAGAAGGCGAAAAUGAAAGCUAUUGUUCUUGCCGCGGGUUAUGGAACAAGAUUGCAGAGAGAUAUCGAAAAUGAUACAACCGGAAGGUUCAGGCACCUGGUUGGCACCCCUAAACCUCUGCUUCCCGUUGGUCACUGUGCUUUAAUAUCUCACUGGGUUCAGGCCCUAAAUAGCACCGGGUACGUGGAUGCCAUCUUUGUCGUUACAAAUGACCUCUACUAUAAAAUAUUUGAGGACUGGGCUCAGUCAUUUCCAAAUGUCAAGAUCCUCAACGAUGGGACCCAGCACAAUGAGGAGCGCCUUGGUGCAGUCGCCUGCCUUAGGCUUACAGUGAAACAUUUCAGGAUAGAUGACCACAUUGUAGUGAUUGGAGGGGACACUUUAUUCAAGGAAGAUUUCAGUCUCUCCAGAAUUACAAAUGAGUUUUCCAGUCUGAUUGCGAAGUGUGACGAUAGCAAUUUGGUACUCUCCUAUCAGUGCAAAGAUGAGGAGACUUUGAAGUAUGGCAUUCUGGAAGUGGACAAAGAUCUGCGGGUUUCCUGCAUGAAAGAGAAGCCUCACCCCUCGGAGACAAACUCAAGGAGAGCUUGUCCCUGUUUCUAUUUGUUCUCCAAGGCAACUCUUCCUCUUCUCGAUGUAUUCCUCGAUGAAAAAAAGAAAGCGCCAAUUGAAGAGAAAGAUGCACCAGGAAACUUUCUGUCAUGGCUCAUCCUACGAAAGCCAAUAUAUGUUCACGAGGUGUCUGGACGGUUUGAUGUGGGAAACCUGCCUUCCUAUGUGGAAUGUGACACCUUUUUCAGAGAGAAUCUUUCAAGUUUGAACUCUUAUUUAAAGUGAAACAGUGCUACAGUGUGAGAUAGGAUUUAGCGAUAUGAUCUUGUCAGCUUUGGGUCUGGCACUACCAAUUGUAUCCUUGGUGCUUCACACUAAUUACCACACCAGAAUAUCCAGAUCUAUAAAUGGAUAUUAGAAAUGUAUGUCUUAAAGAGUAAUCCUGUUCACAGGCAUCCACCAAGAGAAUGAAUGUAAUAAUGUAUUUGAAAUAGUGAUAAGUAAA